This is a messenger RNA of Thrips palmi, 2623 nucleotides long. Its product is annotated as H/ACA ribonucleoprotein complex non-core subunit NAF1. The transcript has 6 exons. Gene Ontology annotation, biological process: ribosome biogenesis; pseudouridine synthesis; box H/ACA snoRNP assembly. Gene Ontology annotation, cellular component: sno(s)RNA-containing ribonucleoprotein complex. NCBI's taxonomy places the organism in Eukaryota, Metazoa, Arthropoda, Insecta, Thysanoptera, Thripidae. The record is from RefSeq and is a predicted model, not a curated record. Bases 332 to 2485 code for a protein of 717 amino acids. Gene Ontology annotation, molecular function: RNA binding.
UUUGACUUUACUCGUAUACAAAUGUUGGUGUACUGUCCACAAUGCAGAAAUAUUUUUUCAUAUUGCCUUAGUUGUCUAGAUGAAAUAAUAACCCUGCGUGCUCUUUCAUCGAGUGAUCGAGAUCCAUCCUAAUAGAACAGACCCCACCUCCUACAUGAUGUCGUUUGUUUGUUUUGCUGCAAACAUAACCCUCAAAUUCAUGUGGAUCAGUUUUUGAAGCAUUCUGUUUUUUUGGUGGUCCAGAUGUUAUUUGUUUGAAAUUUCAUCUUUGACAUAAUUUCAGAGUCAUCUCUGAAUUAACAAAGUAUCAGAGAGAUUCAACAUAAUAAACAUGGAAGAAAAGCAAAGUGAAGAAGUGCCCAUGACCAUGGAUCUGGCCAAAAGUGACAGUGAAGUGGAAAAGAAUGGCAACAAAUCGCCAUCUCACGCAGAUGAAGUUGGUGAUGAAGACUCAGUUGCCGUUGGAAAUUCCACAGACAUUCCAACUACCUCCGUUGUUGGGGAAGAAACGCAAUCAACUGAAAAGUCAGAGGAAGUAGUAUCAGCCAACUUAACUCCUUCUUGCAAUGUUGAAAUUGAGGAACACAUCUCAUCGAGAAUAGUGAUCAACCGCUCAGAAUGUGAAAACAACACAGGAUCCGAAGUUUCCAUGGAAAUAGAGGCUACCGAAAAUCAGAUAAAUAAUGUGUUUAGUUCUCCCAGGAAAGAAAGCCUUAGGAAGCAAAGUCUCUCUGAAAUUUCAAGUAGCACACCCAAUAAGGCUACUGAGUCUUCUAGUGUGAUUACUAACUCUCCUGGUGACUUUCCUGUGGAAGUAAAAAUAAGUGAUGAUGAAGAUGAUGUUGUCGAGCUACCACAUGGCUCGGAACAAACAUUUCAAGGCUCACACAGAGGAACUGUUGUUCCGUAUUCUGACACUGAUGAUUCUGACAGCAGCUCCUCCAGCGACAGUGAGACUUCCUCAGAUAGCAGCUCUUCUGAUUGUGAAGACAACUUAGACGGAAGUAUCUCAGGAAAUAAAUCAACUUGUGAUUCUAAAAGUUCAGAUCCCAAGCCAGUUAAGGUGCGCGGUGAACUUGAUAUUGAAGACCUCCCGCCAAUACAAGAUUUGCACAUUAGUGUGAGAAAUGAUCAAGUUGUUGAGAUAGGAAAAGUGCUUCAUGCUGUAGAUACUUUAGUUGUUGUUGAGUGCUACAAGGACCAACCUCCCUUGGAUAUAGACAGUGUGCUAUUUUUGGACAGAGGAGCACGACCUCUUGGCCGCAUUUUUGAUGUGAUGGGGCCAGUGACAGAACCCUUGUAUUGUGUUCGAUUCAAUUCCAAAGAGCAUAUUGAAGAUCAAAACAUUCAGCCAGAGAUGCUUGUGUAUAGUGCUCCUCGAACAGAACACAGCCAGUUUGUGUUUGUGAAGCAUCUAAUGAUGAUGAAAGGCAGCGAUGCAUCAUGGAAAAAAGAUAAAGAAGUUCCAGGAAGUGAAUUGGACUUCUCAGAUGAUGAGGAGGAGGCAAAACGUAGGAGGGACUCAAACAGCAGAACAGAACAUAUACCAAAUAGUUGGGAUGAACCAAAACGCAAGGUUUCCAGACCUAAUCAGAUGGAGUCAGAUGGCAAGUUUCAGCCUAACGCCCGUGGUUUUCAAGGCUGCCCAAGAGGCCAAACGCGCGAAAACUAUCGUCCAAGAAAUCCGUGGGGCUGGUCGGGUGCUCGGUUUAAUGUCCCAAAGAACAAUUAUAGAAACCACAGCAACACCAAAUUUGGUCAAGAAUCUGCUCCAGGAAUGUUUGGCAACCCUCCACCUUCUAACAACAGCAGCUAUAGUCCCUCAUCAGAAUAUUCUUCAUACCAACAUGAAAAUGAUUAUACCCAAGAAAACCAUUAUGCAUCUGCAUCAGGAAACGACUAUGCACCAGGAAAUGACUAUUCACAAGGACUAGAAUAUUCAAAUGGAAAUGACUAUUCACAUGGACAAGAGGCCUACCCCCCACACAAUACGCCUGACCAGAGAUACCAGGCAUUCCAAUCAGAAAUAGCGAAGUUGGUUGAUGCAUACAAUAGGGGUGUUGAUAGUCCUAUGACAGUAGCGUCAGCCACGUAUGGUAUGAGACCCCCCGGACCGCAAUCCCAAUUCGGUGGGUCUCUGGGCCUUCGUCCCCCAUUCGGUGGAAGACCUUUCGCCCGGCGUCCACCUCCUCCAUUUGGUGGAAGGCCUCCCAGCACUCCGCAUCAAUUCAGCGCAACGCCUCCCCCCGGCCUUACCGGCCCCUGGACCCAGUUCGCUUCAAGACCCUCCGGUCCACCACCUCAGUUUGGUUCAAGACCUACCGGUCCGCCACCUCAGUUUGGUUCAAGACCUACCGGUCCGCCACCUCAGUUUGGUUCAAGACCUACCAGGCCGCCACCUCAGUUUGGUUCAAGACCUACCGGACCGUCACCCCAAUUUGGUUCUAGACCUCCUGCUCCCACAUAUGAUAAUCAGUUUUACUAGGUAAAACCCGUGGGUGUUGUUAAGUUGUUCUGUUUUUCUUCGUUCUACUUUUUUUUUUAUUUCUACAAAUAAGAAAAUAAUUGUUUAUGUUCUGGCCUGUAGAAUUAUUGGAAUAUAUGAGUAGUUAGUGUAAAAUGA